Penicillium nucicola is the source of this 1590-nucleotide messenger RNA. Its product is annotated as mitochondrial distribution and morphology protein. The record is from RefSeq and is a predicted model, not a curated record. The transcript has 3 exons. Bases 1 to 1590 code for a protein of 529 amino acids. NCBI's taxonomy places the organism in Eukaryota, Fungi, Ascomycota, Eurotiomycetes, Eurotiales, Aspergillaceae. Gene Ontology annotation, cellular component: mitochondrial inner membrane. Gene Ontology annotation, biological process: mitochondrion inheritance.
AUGGAUCGUUUCUCUCAUAUGCCCCAUUUACACCGACCAUCAAAGGAAGAGCUUCUGGCCGCAGCGACUGGGUUCUGGUCACGGUUGAAAGUACGAUUCAAGUGGUUUUCUAUACGAAGUGUGCGUCCUUUCAGUCUCGAUGAGAUGACCGCGCUCUUUUCAUGGGUCCUACUCGGUCAUAUUGUCUGGGUUGUUGUAGGAACUACAACUUUCUUCUCGCUUCUGAUUCUGGCGAUCAACACAGUUUUUGCCCAGGAGACUCUGGCAGGAUGGGUAGGCAAUUAUCUCACCAAAUCUUCUGGAGUGAAAGUUGUCUUCGAAUCUGCAAUAGUCCCCAAGUGGAGAAAUGGGGUCAUCACAUUCAAGAAUGUGUUUGUGUCAAAGCGGCCGGGACAAGGCACAGGUCAUGUCAGUAAAGGUUCGUCGAAGACUGCUGCUGCUGCUGCUGCUGCUCGAGGUGAAACCGGGCACGAAGAUCCGCAGCUCGUCUCCGAUGAGGAGGAGGACACGAACUAUACCCAAUUCGAUUUGUCAAUUGAGACUGUCAAUGUGACCCUCUCAUUCACCAAGUGGCUUAAUGGUAAAGGUCCACUUCGUGACGUCGAGGUGAAAGGCAUACGGGGUGUUGUUGACCGCCGACAUGUUUACUGGCCGGAGGAGGACUUGGACCCCAAGUCCUACCGGCAUGAGCAUAAUCCCGGUGACUUCGAAAUUGACUCAUUCAAAAUGGAUGACCUUCUUGUUACCAUCUAUCAGCCUGACAACUUCCGGCCAUUCUCUGUUAGCAUCUUCUCUUGUGAUCUUCCGCAGUUGCGGAAACAAUGGAUCUUUUAUGACUUUCUUUCUGCCAACAUGAUGUCCGGGUCCUAUGACAACUCUUUGUUCACAAUCCACGCUCGCCAGAGCCAUGGCUUUACGGGCACCAGGUCGGAUGACGGAGCAGAGCGAGAUGGCAAAUCAAGCCCAUGGAAGAAGCAUAACAGAAUACGCGUCGACGGACUCAAUGUUGAUCAUCUCAAUCGUGGUGUUCAGGGACCUUUUUCUUGGAUUCACGAGGGGACUGUGGACAUUGUAGCCGAUAUUAUGUUCCCUGCGGAGAACAAUGAGAGCUUGGCCAAGGUAAUGGCUGAUUUCUAUGAUCGAUUAGAGGCAACUGUGAUAUCCAACCGUUAUCCGGAGCCUCUGUCGUCAAGUCCUACUCAUGAAUCUGAAAAUGAGGACCGCCGUUUCUUGGUUAUGGAUUUGCGUGUGCAUUUGAAUAAUGUUCGGGCUGUGGUGCCUAUUUUCACUCGAGAUCUUUCAUACAUAAACAACGCCCUUAUCCGGCCUAUUGUUGCUUAUAUCAACUCGAAGCGGACAUUCAUUCCGAUCAACUGUCGUCUAGUCAAGCGCGUUGGAGAUUUUGAUGGAAGCUGGACUAUCUUUGAUAGUAGUCUGAUGGACGACCUUUCAGCUGCGACUUACGAUGCGUUUGCUCGUGAUGUUGUGGACGACCAAGCUCGAAAGCGACGAUUCAAGAAGGUUGGAUUUUGGUCUCUUCAGUUGGCUGCUCAGGCACUUUUUAUGGGUAUGGCUGGCAACAUUGCCUAA